Cyprinodon tularosa is the source of this 1850-nucleotide messenger RNA. Its product is annotated as basement membrane-specific heparan sulfate proteoglycan core protein-like. Gene Ontology annotation, biological process: cell surface receptor signaling pathway. Bases 48 to 1835 code for a protein of 595 amino acids. The transcript has 8 exons. Gene Ontology annotation, molecular function: transmembrane signaling receptor activity. NCBI's taxonomy places the organism in Eukaryota, Metazoa, Chordata, Actinopteri, Cyprinodontiformes, Cyprinodontidae. The record is from RefSeq and is a predicted model, not a curated record.
GUUUGAGCAAACUUUUCUGAUUCUGUGCAGCAGGUCUUGAAGUGAGGAUGGGGCACACUUUGCUUUGCAGGCUGGGCUUCUUCUUGAUUUGCACACUCUGCUGUGGAUAUGCUGAAGAACAUGAAAGCAAAGCCACUCUGACAGCGAAUAUAACAGAAAUACCAGCAGGAAGCAGUGCGAAGCUGACAUGUUCUGUGGACAAACCUGCUGGAUUAAAAUAUGAGCUUUUCAAACGGACCUCCUCCACAGAUCAGACUAAGUUAGAAGAACAACCUGAUGGACGUUUCAGAGUCUCAGAAGGAGGCAUCUACACCUGCAGAGGAUAUGAAACAGAAAGAUACACCACAACUUCUCUGAGUAAUGAAGUUGUUAUUUAUGCAACUGUGUCUAAGCCAACUGUGACCCUUCAACCCAACUGGUACCAGAUAUUCAAAGGAGAGAAAGUCACUCUGAGAUGUGAGAUCCAUGGAGGUGGAGGAGCUCAGUGGACGUAUGAAUGGAGACCAACCAGCAGAAACUCUCCAACAUCCAGUGAAUACAGGAUCACUGCAGCUACUGAAUCCUACAGUGGAGAAUAUAGAUGCAGGGCUAGAAGAGACUAUCAGGUGACAGACUGGAGCAAUGCCUUCAGUAUGACAGUGGAAGAUAAACCCACACCCUCACUGAAAGCAGGUGAUGAAAUAAUACCACUAGGGGGCAGUGUAACACUGACCUGCUCUGUGUUCAACUCUACUGGCUGGAAGUUUGACUGGUUCAGACAGAAGUCAGAGUCUUCUGGAGCUCAGCUCAUCAGAAACAAUGAACCAAAUGGAGUCAUCAGCAUCUCAGAGGGAGGUCUAUACAGCUGCAGAGGAAGAAGAGGAGAUCCAGCUUUCUACACUAAAACCAGCAGUAAGGUCAUCAUCUAUAAAACUGUCUCUGAGCCAACUGUGACCCUUCAGCCCAACUGGUCCCACAUAUUCAGAGGAGAGAAAGUCACUCUGAGAUGUGAGAUCCAUGGAGGUGGAGGAGCUCAGUGGACGUAUGAAUGGAGACCAACCAGCAGAAACUCUCCAACAUCCAGUAAAUACAGGAUCACUGCAGCUACUGAAUCCGACAGUGGAGAAUAUAGAUGCAGCGCUAGAGGAGACUACCAGAUAACAGCCUGGAGUGAUGCCUUCAGUUUGACGGUGAGAGCAGAUAAACCCACAGCCUCACUGACAGCAGAUCAGGAAAUAAUACCACUAAGGGGCAGUGUAACACUGACCUGCUCUGUGUCCAGCUCUACUGGCUGGAAGUUUGACUGGUUCAGACAGAAGUCAGAGUCUUCUGGAGCUCAGCCCAUCAGAAACAAUAAACCAGAUGGAGUCAUCCGGAUCUCAGAGGGAGGUCUAUACAGCUGCAGAGGAGGAAGAGGAGAUCCAGUUUUCUACACUGAAAACAGCAACAAGGUCACAAUCUAUAAAACUGUUCCUAUUAUACCCAAUGUGAUCCUUCAACCCAACUGGCCUCAGAUAUUCAGAGGAGAGAAAGUCACUCUGAGAUGUGAGAUCCAUGGAGGUGGAGGAGCUCAGUGGACGUAUGAAUGGAGUUCAACCAACAGAAACUCUCCAACAUCCAGUGAAUACAGGAUCACUGCAGCUGAUAGUGGAGAAUAUAGAUGCAGAGGAAGAACAGAUGUCUUUACAAUAACAGAGUGGGGAGUCCUUAGGUUAGCUGUGUCAGGUGAGUUUUUUUUUAUCUUUCCCCCAUGUUUGAAUUUUCUUAGGGAUUUUAACAUAUUUUGUAUAAAAGUAACAUAUUUUCCUAAAGACUCUUCUAUAGGUGAAAAUAAGCUAAUUGUUAAUAAAACAUGACACUCAUUGCUCAUC